UAAUAGAUUGUAUUAAAACAUGUGUUGUGUUUGUUAUGAAUUGAAUUGAUAUUAAUUUAAAGUAUAUUUCAAUUAAUAAGUGAUUCAAACAUUUAAUGAAAUUAUGGGAAAAACAAAGAGAGAAAAACAUGAAGACAUCGAUGAAGACAUGGAUGUAAAGAAAGUGAAGAAAAUAAAGAUUGAAGAAGAAGUGAAAGAAGAAGAAGAGACAGAAGAGAUGUCAAUACCAUUGAAUGACUCGAGACGUUGGACUGAACUGUCUUACGACCAGAAGAUAGACUUCACGUCAAUCAUUGCUAAACCAAUGGCGACGAGAAAACUGGCGAAGAAAUUGUUUAAAUUGAUCCGAAAGGCAUCGAAAAUCAAUAGAAAGACAUUACUUCGUAUCGGACUUAAAGACGUUCAGAUGAGGAUCAGGAAAGGAGAGACGGGUAUUGUUGUGUUUGCUGGAGAUGUGACACCAGUUGAUGUUAUGUGUCAUUUGCCGGCAGUUUGUGAGGACAAACAAUUGCCAUACAUUUAUGUGCCGCUGAGGGCCGACAUCUCAACCGCAGUUGGUAUCAAAAGACCAGCUCUUAUGGUACUUAUUAAAGAAAGUGCUGAUUAUGAAGACAUAUAUAAUGAAUGUAAACUUGAAAUCAAAUCAUUACCGCUUCCCAUAUAAUAAAUCAUUUUUAUUAUUACCGUUU
Oppia nitens is the source of this 689-nucleotide messenger RNA. Its product is annotated as H/ACA ribonucleoprotein complex subunit 2-like protein. Gene Ontology annotation, cellular component: box H/ACA snoRNP complex. The record is from RefSeq and is a predicted model, not a curated record. The coding region runs from base 104 to 664 and encodes 186 amino acids. Gene Ontology annotation, biological process: snRNA pseudouridine synthesis; rRNA pseudouridine synthesis. Gene Ontology annotation, molecular function: box H/ACA snoRNA binding. Lineage: Eukaryota; Metazoa; Arthropoda; Arachnida; Sarcoptiformes; Oppiidae. The transcript is spliced from 2 exons.